Messenger RNA from Podarcis muralis (Common wall lizard), 4671 nucleotides. The record is from RefSeq and is a predicted model, not a curated record. NCBI's taxonomy places the organism in Eukaryota, Metazoa, Chordata, Lepidosauria, Squamata, Lacertidae.
UAGUGGCAGGCGGUUUGUUUACUUCCGGGAUCCAGGCUGCUCGCGCUUCCUUCUGUCUCCUAGGCGCCUCCCCCUCGAGCCUGUCAUGGGGGAGGCCGAGGAGCAGGUGCCCGAAUCUGGUGCUGUAUUCACAUUUGGAAAAAGCAAAUUUGCCGAUAAUGUGCCUAGCAAGUUUUGGUUUAAAAAUGACAAGCCUUUUCACAUAUCAUGCGGAGAUGAACAUACUUCUGUUGUAACAGAAAAUGGUAAACUUUACAUGUUUGGAAGCAAUAACUGGGGUCAACUCGGAUUUGGAACAAGGAAUACUGUCAACAAACCAACUUGCGUGAAAGCUUUAAAACCAGAAAAAGUAAAACUAGCUGCUUGUGGGAGAAACCACACCUUGAUUUAUACAGAACAAGGAAAUGUAUAUGCUGCUGGAGGUAACAGUGAAGGGCAGUUGGGAUUAGGUGACACAGAGGAAAGAAGCACAUUUCAUCUAAUUAGUUUUUUUAGUAACCAGCACAAGAUCAAACAGCUGGCAGCUGGAUCCUACACGUCAGCAGCACUAACUGAGGAUGGACAGCUUUUUAUGUGGGGGGACAAUUCCGAAGGACAAAUUGGUUUGGCUGAUGAAGCUAAUGCAUAUGUUCCUCAUCAAGUGGAUGUUGGUAAACCCGUUUCCUGGAUCUCUUGUGGAUACUACCACUCCGCCUUAAUAACACGAGAUGGAGAACUUUAUACUUUUGGGGAGCCUGAGAAUGGAAAACUGGGUCUUUCAAAAGAGCAACUGAAAAACUACAAGGUCCCACAACUUGUUUCUGGAAUUUCUGGUAGGGCCAAUAAGGUUGCCUGUGGAGGAGGACACACAGUAGUGCUUGCAGAGGGGAAGGUCUACACAUUUGGCCUUGGCCAAUAUGGGCAGCUUGGACAUGGUACAUUUAUUUUUGAAAUUUCUGAACCAAAGAUAGUGGAUUCUUUGAGAAAGCAUAAAAUCUGUAACAUUGCCAGUGGGGAAAAUCAUACAGCUUUAGUAACAGAGAACGGCCUUAUGUACACCUUUGGAGAUGGACGGCAUGGCAAAUUAGGGCUUGGGGAAGAAAAUUACACAAAUCAGUUUUUUCCUACGCUGUGUUCCAAUUUUUUGGGGUUUGCUAUACAGUCGGUCUCCUGUGGUGGUUGUCACAUGCUAGUUUUUGCCACACCGAGGCCUAAAGAACUGGGUGAAACUCAUGUGUCAGACCAAAAGGAACACCACUUGUCUGCUGUGGUCUCUGAAGUGGGUGGAGAUGCAUUAGUAAUAGAUACCUUCCAUCGGACGUUAUCGGCACGCUUGCGGCGGAGAGCAAAGGACAAAUCACCGGAACAGGUUAGCCGGCUGGUACGAACACUUCCUCCACUAGGAGAAGGUCCUUCAAAGCUUGCAUCCUGUGCCAUCAGCAACACUCUCCCCCUUGGUGUACUCAGAUCAAACCACCUUGACUCAGAGGCAGCUGAUGGAAGUCAAGGCACCCAAUCUGCUUUGGAUGGUGAAACAGGAGAUAAGAAAGAGGAGAAAAAUGAUUCAGAAGAGAGCUCAACAGAAGAUGAUUCAGAUGAAAAUGAGGGUAGAACCCUUGGGAGCACCACAGAUGUCUUGAAUAUGACCCACGUGAUGAGAGUGAAUCCCGUUGACCAUUCCUUAGAGUUAGCACCAGUACAAAAACAGAAGAAGAAAAAUAAAAAUGGGAAACUGGAUAUUCAUGGUAAGGGUGGGAUGAAAGAGUCUGUUCCUCCCAGAGUUCAGAAGGUUCUGGAAUUGGGUGGUGCAUCUUCUCAGGUGGAACCUACACAUUCAGAGUGUCUAGGAAAGGAUCCCAAUUUAGAAAAAAGUUUUUACGAUGCUUUUGUGAGGAAAAUUAAAGCUGGUAAAAAGUACUCAAAAAGUAAGUCUGCACAGGCCAUUACUGAUAGGGCACUGAAGCCUGACACUGACCAGACUAUUAAAAAGGAAUUUAAAGUAGCAAAAAAGGGAAAAUUGGACCAAGUAAAUUCAACCCCUCAGGAGCUGCCAUUCAGCCAUGCUAGUGAUGGUAUGAUAGAAAAACACUAUGUGGAUUGCCAGGAAAAUAAAGCAGAAGCUAAAGUAGUGAAAUCUGAUAAAUAUGGCAAAAUAUAUGUGCAAGGUAAAGAAAACAAUGAAAAACAGAGAGAGUUUAAACACAAGGAGAUAUUUAUGAAGCAAACAGCAGUAACUGUGUCAUCAUCUUCAAGUGAGGAAACUAGUAAUGAGUCAGCAAAAUAUGUUCUUCAGAUAAACCAGUUUAAUUAUGGCAAAAUAACAAAGAGAGAAAUGGAUGUAGAAAACAGAAAUAUAAAUUGGGAGAAGGAGCAAAAUAAAGAAAAGGGGUGUUUUGAAGAUACCAGUAAUCAAGCUCAGAGUGAAGAGAAUGAAAAUAUAGAUAGUUCAGAUAAGGCUGCCAAGUUAGAAGAAGAGAAUCUUGAAAGUGGGCAAGACAAUGAAGAAUGUGGAGUGGUUGCAGAAGAAGCUGAAAACGAAGAGGAGAAGCAAGAUGGAAAAAAUGACAGUGAAGUAGAAUCUGAAGGAGAAGAAGGUGAAAAUGAAUCAAAUAAAGAAGAUGACCCCGUAGCCAUUGACAGAGAUGAAGAAGUUAAAAUGCAGUCUAAAGCAGAAAAUGUGGAUAGGCUGGAGAAUGAGGUGGAAGAAGGGAAAGUUGACACAGAUUUUGAACUGCAAGAGGAAGAAGCAGAAGAAGAAGAUAUAGAUGAGGCUGUAAUGGAAGAAAAAUAUGAAAACAUAGAGGAGGGUGAAUUUGUAAAGGAGAUUGAGGUGGUAGAGGAGGAGCAAGAGAAGAAUGAAUGGGUGGAAGAGGAGAAAGAAAAAGAGAGCAAGAGUGAAGAGAGGGAGAAGGAAGAAGAGACAAGGGAGGAAGAAGUGGGAGUAGGGGAAGAAGAUGACAGGAAGGAGGAAGAAGGAGGAAAAGAGGAGGAGGAGGAAGAAGAAGGAAAAGAAGGGGAGGAGGAAGAGGGAAAAGGGGAGGAGGAAGGAAAAGAGGAGGAGGAAGAAGGAAAAGAGGAGGAGGAAGAAGAAGGGGCAGAAGCAGAGGAAGAAGGGGAAGAGGAAGAAGUUGAGGCAGAGGAAGGAAAAGAAGGGAUGGAGAUGGAGGAGGGAGAGGAGGAGGAAGAAACUGGAGGAGAGGGAGAAGAGGGAGAAGGAGAGGAGGAGGAAGAAGAAGAAGCGGAGGAGGAGGAAGAAGUGGAGGAAGAGGAAGAAGAAACGGAGGAGGAGGAGGAGGAAGAAGAAGAAGAAGAAGAAGAAGAAGAAAUGGUGAAGGGAGAGGAGGAGGAAGGAGAAAAUGAAGAGGAAGAUGUGGAAGAAGAAGAAGAAGAAGCUGAAGAGAGUCAGGAAGAAGCUGAGGAAGGGGAAGAAGGCAGGGAGGAGGAAGACAAAAGAGAAGAGGAAGAAGAAGAGCAUGUAGAGGAAGAAAAAGCAGUCCAGAAAACCAAAGGUCAUAAACAUCAAGAAAAUAAUAAGAGGAAACAGGAGACAUAUGAUAAAAUAAAAAGCUCAAAACAAAGGGUGACAUCAAAACAUGUUGUGAAUGGACUUCAAAAUUCACAAUUUUGGAACAAUGUGCUGCCACAUUAUUUGACACUAAAGUAGCCCUGAAGCUCAAUUUUACAUGGAAAUUUUGUAUAGGGAAUUGUAAUACAGCACUAUGCCAAAAUUUAUAUUUAUUUCUUAAUGAUUUUUUUUACUAAACAAUUUUACUUGCCAUUUUAUAUAAAUUCCUCAAAUCUCAACUUUAUAAAACACACUAAAGGCAGUCUUGUGCUGUGACAAAUCUGCCAGUGAGAACCAGGUACCAUGUUCAAAUUAUGAGAUCUCCGCUGUUUCAGAUUAAUGCUAUUUCACUGUUGAGUUUUUUGAACAUUGCAUGGUCACAAAAGCUGUGUAUGGUGUGUGGACUAAAGGUUUUCUUGUACUGAGAGAAAAUACUCCAUGCGUUCCUUCUUUGGACAUAUUGUUUCAAGACACGCUGGCUGGCUGUCUCAGCUUGGCAGUCCUAUUAGGGGGGUAAUACCGAAAGAACAGUGGCAUGCCUAGGACAGUAGAGUUCUCUGGCUGUACUUCAUAAAUCUUCUGCAAGAAGUGGUGGAAAGGGGAAGGUGAAUGAAACAGGGUAUUGGUGACAACCCCCUCAAGGGCCAGAUAAGCUAGGGGCCAAUAAGUGGGAGUGGCUCCCACUGUAUUCUUCAGUAAUACAGGUUACAGGUUUCCUGCAGGCAUCGGGCUCUCUGCUGUUGGACAGAGACCGGGAUCCAAAGAGCCCUUUAGGCAUGCUCAAAGGGCUCUCUGAAUUUUCUCUCUCAACUACAGGUGCUUACUGCAUUGCACUUUUAUUAGAGAUUGCUCUGGGGUGUCCACCAAAGGGAGUGACUAUUUAGGGACGAGGAACGGUGGCAUGAGAAGUCAUAUCUUGCAUGCGCCAUGCACACUGAAUGAUACAGACCUUUGGUCUGAUCCAGCAAAGACAAUAGUUUUGCUCUUGCAGCCAGCAGUGCAGCCAUGCCAUAAGAGAGUGAUGGGGAACCGGUGACCCUGCCGGUGUUGUUGGAUCCUAGUUCCCAUCAUCCCUGACUGUUGGCCAUUCUGGCAGGGACUGAUGGGAGUUGGGGUUCACCACCUUC